Molecule: messenger RNA, 405 nt
Organism: Brenthis ino (lesser marbled fritillary)
Lineage: Eukaryota; Metazoa; Arthropoda; Insecta; Lepidoptera; Nymphalidae
Source: the annotation of a GenBank genome assembly
AUGUCUCGUAUCCUAAUCGUCCUGAUAGCCAUAGCCUGUUUCCAUCAUGCAAGCCCUAAACCAGUCAGGAGAACGCUCAAUUUUAACAUGUUUGUUCUAAAACCACAAUCGGGAUCACCGGACCGUACUAUAUUGGCUACUGAUGGUAUGUCCAGAUUUGGACCACUCUUGGAGUACAUAGUUCAAAGGGUACAAGGAAUGAUGUCGGUUCGUUUGCCUCCGGAAACAACUCCUCAAGGUGAUAAGUUGAAGAUUGCAAGUGUUGACACAUCAGACAACGAGGUGGAUGGUUCGCAAGAGUCCAAAAUGCCUGGUGUAGUGGUGCGACCUUCUCGCACGAAGCCCGGCACCUACGAAGUGGAAAUCGACGUGGUAAUAGACGACGGACAGCCCAACAAUAUCAAA